This is a messenger RNA of Pristis pectinata (smalltooth sawfish), 10058 nucleotides long. RefSeq names its product protein lin-7 homolog B. Gene Ontology annotation, biological process: protein localization to basolateral plasma membrane; maintenance of epithelial cell apical/basal polarity; neurotransmitter secretion. The transcript is spliced from 5 exons. Bases 47 to 652 code for a protein of 201 amino acids. The record is from RefSeq and is a predicted model, not a curated record. Lineage: Eukaryota; Metazoa; Chordata; Chondrichthyes; Rhinopristiformes; Pristidae. Gene Ontology annotation, molecular function: L27 domain binding. Gene Ontology annotation, cellular component: basolateral plasma membrane; cell-cell junction; MPP7-DLG1-LIN7 complex.
UCAUGUGCCCCUCUAUAGUUGCUGGUCAGGUGAUGCCGGCUUGACCAUGGCGGCGUUGGCGGAGUCUCUGUCGCUGGAGAGAGAUGUUGCCAGAGCAAUCGAGCUCCUGGAGAAGUUACAGCGGAGUGGCAAUGUCCCGCCUCAGAAACUGCAGACAUUGCAGCGGGUUCUUCAGAGCAAGUUCUGUUCUGCUAUCCGAGAGGUGUAUGAACAGCUUUACGAGACGCUCGACAUCAGUGGCAGCCCUGAGAUCAGAGCUCACGCAACAGCCAAGGCAACAGUUGCAGCUUUUGCAGCCAGUGAGGGCCACGCACACCCUCGGGUCGUGGAACUUCCAAAGACAGAAGAGGGACUUGGCUUCAACAUAAUGGGUGGGAAGGAACAGAACUCCCCCAUCUACAUAUCCCGAAUCAUUCCCGGAGGAGUGGCUGAUAGACAUGGAGGACUUAAACGCGGUGAUCAGCUUCUCUCGGUUAACGGAGUGAGCGUGGAGGGGGAGCAGCAUGAGAAGGCUGUGGAGUUGUUGAAAGCAGCACAAGGCACUGUGAAGUUGGUGGUGCGGUACACGCCCAAAGUGCUGGAAGAAAUGGAGGCUCGCUUCGAGAAGAUGAGGACCGCCCGCCGUAGGCAGCAGCACACCAGCUACUCGUAGGUCUCAGGAAGGCAGAAGGCUUUGGUCAGGAGUUCACCUGGUAAUGUUGGCCUCAUGACAUGUGAGGCAGUCACAAAAAAGCUGGUGUAAAUCUUCAUGCAAAUGUGCAGAAACAGUGGGCAGGAAGGGAGCUGCUCCAUCAAAGCUGGCCCACGAUGAACUAUCAUGUCUGGACACUUCCUACCUCUCCUCUACCACCACCACCUCUCUCUCCAACCACCUCUGCACCCAUGUAAUCUUGUGAUAGGCAAAAAGCACAGUAUUCAACAGAAUAUCUCACUGAAACACGGGUGAUAGAAACCAUCUAGGAGAAUACAAGAAGUUAGGCAGAGCAUCGUGGGCCGAAGGGCCUGUUCCUGUGCUGUUCUAUGUUCUAAUACAACCUGAGUUUUCUGCCCAUUUGCUUCUCCAUCAUUGAAGCCAAUGCUCAGUUUUUGGUACAUGAUCUCUGCUUCUGCCAGGGACUCUGCCAGUUCCUUCUUGCAGACAUGCAGAGAGUCAUCGACCACCACAGCAGGCUGCUACAUUCUCGAGGCUCACAGCUCUCGGAAAUGUUCAGUUCACGGCUUAACUCAUCCCCUUGCUGUCCCCAAUUAUCCAGCUAGAAUACUAUGAUCAAUAACCACACUAUUAAUCCUUUUCAUUAUUUAUAUAUUUCUAUCAUUGCCUCUAUAUUUGGGCUGCUCUAAAGUAUAUCCUUGAACUUAUUUGAGUAACAAAUGCUCGUCAUUAGUGAAUUUGAAAAUAGUGGUGUAACAUCAGUACUGGCCUAAUGUACAAAGGCAAUGUUGCUGCAAUCUUCAGAACUCCAGGCCAUCACUGAUCUCUUCUGCAGUCUGUGAUGAAAAUGCCAGAAAUACUUGGGUCGGGCAGCAUCUGUGGAGUGAGAAUCAGAGUUAACAUCUGAGGUUAUUGAGCUUUCAUCAACACUGAUGAAAGUUAGAGAUGAAAGGGCAGGAAAGGAGAGAGUAGAAUGGAAGGUGUGUGAUGGGGUUGAAGUUAAAAACACAAAAGACGUGCUGGUACAAGGCAAAAGGAAAGAAAAGGACAAGUAAAGAAAGAAAAGAUGGAGGAGGUGUAAAUGGAAAUAAGAAAGUCACAUCUGAAAUCAUAGAAAUCAUUGUAGUGUGCACAUAAUUGAAAGUAUUAAUGCACCUCACAGAGCUUAUGUUAAGCUUCAUUGCCUCACUGAAGGAGGUCAGGACAGAGAGAUUAAAGUGACUAAUGCCCCAGUCAAACUUGCAGAUAAAGGUAUUCACUACAGUGGUCACCCAGUCUGUGAUCCAUCUCUCCAAAGAUUACAUAGUGAUCAGUGUGCAAUGUUGUUCUUAGAUCCCUUGGAGUCAUGCCCAUGGAGGAUGUAAAAUGCAGAUGGCACCCUUGCUCCUACUCACUGUCCAAUGAUGUGGUGGGCAGGACUGAACUUGUAGCUGAUGUUCCCCCAAUCAGGUAGUCUGUCAACACUCAAUGAUCUGAGCUCAGCUCCUCAGCUGAAUUCCUGGAGGACCACCCGUGGAAACAUCUCCUGAUGACAGCUGGAGGCUUUAAUAUAGCAAAAGCAAAGAUUUGUCUGGAACGGUACGAGAAUGUGUUGCUUUUUUAAGUCAAAGUCUCACUUUGUGAUUUUUUGAAACCAAGAGUUACCUGGGAAGAAAGUUACAGACUGUUGUCUUUACUUAUCCUCUUAUCAAUGCGAAAGAUUAUCGUCUUCAUAGCCAAUAUAAAGUAUGUAUAAAGUAGAAGUCUGUUGGGUACAAAAUUAAAACCCGACCUACUCGUGCCCGAUCUGAAUCUAAGGAGUUAUAGUUUUUCCCCAUGCUCUAAGUAUAACAAUCUUGAACAGCAAACAAUCCAUUGGAGGAACCUGGGACAAGCAUCGACAAUUCCUUCCCUCCCACAGAUGCUGCUUGACCCGCAGAGUUCCUCUAGCAGAUUGUUUGUUGCUCCAGAUUCCAGUAUCUACAGUCUCUUUUGUAUCAUUAACAACAAUCUCAAAAACAUGUCGAUGCUGGAAGUCUGAAGUAAAAACAGAAAAUGCUGGAAACACUCAGCAGGUCAGGCAGCAUCUGUGGAGGGAGAAACAGGUGAUGUUUCAGGUCCGAGACCCUUCGUCAAAACUGAAACAUUAACUCUGUUUCUUUCUGCACAGAUGCUGCCUGACCUGCUGAGUGUUUCCAGCAUUUUCUGUUUUAAGUCAAGUCGGGUCAAGUUUAUUGUUACAUGCACAUGUGUGCACGGGUGCAAUGAAAAUCUUGCUUGCAGCAGCAUCACAGGCACAUAGCACCAUAUAAGCAGCAAUUGUGCAAUUGAUUUGUUUGAGAAUGAAACUUUGAUGAAGAUCAGAGGACAUGUGUUAAUACUAAAUAAAUCAGCCUGACCUGGUUAGGUACAGACCCUACCUGAACCUAUAUCAGAAUACACAUCCGACCAGAAACAAAGCCAACACAUCCAGUCGGUCACGUGGGCUGGGGUCAGGUAGCCAGGCUCUGUUAUAAAGUGUAGCCACUGUUGUGAUGUUUGUAAACUGGGAUUGAACACUGGUGAGAAGUAGUGUUCAAUUUGUUAUAAUGCGUAAAAUAACAUUGAUGUACAGGGGCAGUGCAUAAUUUGUGACUUAAGCACAGAACAUAGAACAGUACAGCACAGCCCACGAUGUGCUGAUCUAUAUAAACCUUAUCCACAUUCAAUCUAUCCCCCUCUCUACUUCAUCUCCCAUAACCCUCUAUUUUUCUUUCACCCAUGUGCCUAUCUGAGAGUCUGUUAAAUUACCUUAUCAUAUGGGCCCCUAGCACCACCCCCGGCAGUGCAUUCCAGCCACCCACCACUCUGUGUUUUUAAAAAAAACACUUCUCUGAAAUCUCCCCUGAACUUUCCUCCACGCACCUUAAAUGGGUGACUUCUUGCAUUGGCCAUUUCCACCCUGGGGAAAAGGUGUUGGCUGUCCAUGUCUAUGUCUCUCAUAAUCUUUAUAUACCUCCAUCUAGUCGCCUGUCAUCCUGCGUUGCUCCAAAGGGAAAAGCCCUAACUUGCUCAACCUCUCCUCAUAAGACUUAUUCUCCAAUCCAGGCAGCUUCCUUGUAAAUCUCCUCUGCAUCCUCUCCAAAGCUUCCACAUCCUUCCUAUAAUGAGGCGACCAGAACUGAACACAAUACUCCAAGUGUGAUCUAACCAGAGUUUUAUAGAGCUGCAACAUUACCUCACAGCUCUUGAACUCAAUUCCUCGACUAAUGAAGGCCAGCGUACCACACGCCUUCUUAACCACCCCAUCAAAUUGCGCAGCAACUUUGAGGGAUCUAUGGACUUAGACUCCAAGAUCUCCCUGUCCCUCCACACUGCUAAGAAUCCUGCCAUUAACCAUGUCUCUGCCUUCAAGUUCAAUCUUCCACUUCUCCAGACUGGACUCCAUCUGCCACUUCUCUGCCUAGCUCUGCAUCCUGCCUAUAUCCUGUUGCAACCUAUGACAACCUUCUGCACUAUCUACUACACCACCAACCUUCGUGUCAUCUGCAAACUUACCAACCCACCCUUCCACCUCUUCAUCCAAGUCAUUUAUAAAAUUCACCUAUUCAACCCUGGGAACGUAUCUAUCCUGAUGCUUUUUAGUAGCUCCAACACUGCUUUCUUAACCUCGACAUGCUCCAACACAUUUGCCUGUUUCGCUGACCUUAUUUCCAAACCAUAGAUAUCCUAGAUCUUUAGUACAGAAUAUGUUUUUUUUGUCAUAGAUGUAAUUUUUGGAGGGAAAAGGUCAGGGGAUAUCGGAAGUUACAGUGUGCAGCUUUUUACUUUUCAUUCUCUGUGCCAGGUCCUUGGAAUCCAGAGGAUAGCCGUUCCGAUCUCCUGUCUCCAGAGGUGGGCAUGGUACCAAGCAUGUGAUAUAGCUGUUAUGCAUGUAGCCAAGUGACCCCACACUGUAGGUCUGACCACGAGAAACAGUGUGCUUAAUUAAACUGAGCAAGGGUAUCAUCUUCUCGCAAUUAAAUGUUGGCACAUGCUGGGAGAAGUUGGUGGGGUUGAGGGCACCUGGAGGUACGUUCAGUGAUGUGCUUCAGUGCAAUAACGUCAUGGUGUAGUUCCAUGUGAAGGACAUUUCUCGUUGAAGGUGAUACCACUUUAAAUUUCAGGAGCUUAUAAAGAGCCGAAAUCUCCAGCUGUGAAAAAUCUAUUCAUAGUUCCUGUUAAUUGACCAAUAUGUUUUCAAUCUCUUGUCCCAUUUUCCUGUUGUGAAUGGGUUCUUUCAUAUCGAGGCCUGAAAUAACAUCCCAACUCCAUAACUUGAGUUAUUCAUCCAUCUAUAGGAAUUCCACAAGCAAAGGUAUUUCGUUGUAUUAGAAAUCGGUUUAGGAAUAGGAUUGAAAGUUUACUUUUAACAUUUAUAUUUUAAGAACAUUGCUAUUUUGCAGGAAACAAGAGGUUCAUCUAUGUUUAUUCAAUUUGAGGUUUCAUGUUCCCAGUAUAAAGUUGGCAGUGCUUAAUUGGGUAGUGUCAGGAAAACCUGAAUGAGACCCAAUUACCUGAAAUUUGUUACCUUUUGAAAUUAUUGUAAUAAUUUGGAAUUCUGGACAGAAUUACAACUAUUUGUGGAGAGCUUUAAAUGCUGAAACAACUGGGAUUGAUUUAUGAGUCAGGUUCUCUAAUGAACUGUUCUGUUUCCAAUAGAGUCCAGUCUUCGCUCCCUUCCUCCCCUCAUUCUCCCAGGAAGAAAUAUCUCGUGAACAAUUGUACAGCAGCACUAAUUAUUUUUGUCUCUGUUUGUGCAAUUGACUGCAGUUUACCUGAAAAUGCAUUGAUCUAAUGUGAACCUGUCCCCUUCUGAGCAGCUGCUGACUGUCUGAAAAGUGGUGCCUUCGUAGCUUGUCUUAGAACUUUGGAUCGGACCUAGAUUUGCAUACUGGGCUCUGGUUACUAGUUAUAUGUAUUGAAGUCUUUAGCUGACUGUAGCUAUUUCUGGUGGUGUUGUUCGCCACCCCUCCUCCACUGUAACUCUUGAUUUUGUAUAUUGGUAAAGAUAUGGACUGAUUUAUUUUGUUUAUCCAUCCUUCAGGGGUGCAGUACUUAAAGUUCUUACCAGUACUGUGUGUAAAUUCCUUACUGGUGCAGUCAUGUCAGAAACAUAGCAUUGGCCACUUUCUUACUGGUGUGUGUAGCAGCCUGUGUUGGCUCACUUUCAUCUCUGCCACUCCUGGUAGUUACUGAAAGCUCAGUAGCCAGUGUGUCCCUUGGGCUAGUACUACAUCAGGAAUGCUUCCUACCUGCCUAUUUACUGUCACGUACAGUUCAUUAGUUCACUGGUCGUUAUCCUGGUGACUGUUGUGCCAACUCAGUUGAUGGCAACAGAAUGACCAAUAAUUAAUGCACAAAUUUGUCUGAUUAAAAAAAUAUGAGAAAUAAUAUUUCUUGAGAUGGGAGAGAGUGGGGCAUUUUAUUUGUUGGGAGCAGUAUUUUAUUUUAAAGAGAGUACUGAGAAAACAGCUCAUACUGUGGAUGAGUUACAAUACAAUAGAAACAGUCUGGACAAACUUGUUCUCUUCAGAGAACCCAGCAGUCAGUUCUAAAGUCCAUGGUGACCAUGAUAGUCCACUGUCAUACAAUGUUUCCAGCAUUUUUCAGGGCAUGGUCAAGUAAAGGGAGAGUAAAUGGACACUUCAAACUAUAUGUAGAGUAGAGAAACGCACUGUUCUGUUCAACAAAUCUAUGCCAUUGUUCAUAUAUACUUUACCCUAUUUCUGUUUUAUUUUUCCCUUGUGUUUAUUUAGUUUUACUUUAACUGCACCUAUACCAUUCACCUUAACCAGCAAGUUCUGGUACAUUCUAGGUGAAAUUCCUUUUUAAUUUCCUGUUUGAAUAUUUAUGGCUCCCUGGUUUGGUCUGUACAUAAGCUGAAACAUCUUCAGAACUUUGAAAUCUUUGCUGUCAUUUCCUCAGCCUUCUCUCUUCUAGAGGAAGGAGCCCCAGCCUGUUGAUUUUCCCCACAAGGCACACCCUCUUAGUUCUGAUAAGCAUAAUUUGCCUCUCAAACUUUGGUCGCUGCCUUCAUUACUUGGAUUCUACUCUCUGCAAACUAGUUGUUGUCGAAUAGGAAGGAGAGUUUGGAUCAGUAUUCUUGCACCCCUGCUGAUGGGAACAGUGUCCCUGCAAAAAAACAUGCUGACUUGUGAAACUUUAGAAAUGACCUGACUAAUUCCUUAAUGCACUGUAUUCUCAGAGCAAACAACUUUUUGGAUUCUAACCCUUAUGUUACUGGCAGUUUCAAAGAGACGUUUAAUUUAGUUCUCAAUCUGUGCAGUCUGAAUUAGCCUUAACCUUGCUAUAAUACAGCUAAUUGGAUAUUAGAAAUGAGGAAUAUGUAAAACAUGGUUUUGACAGGAGCACUCUUUUACCUUUCUAUGUUCUCCAUUUCCCUUCUAUUCCCUCUUUCUAUGUCCUACUUAAAUUUUAAACCAUUUAUUCAUUAACUAUUCUCAGUAUUGUUUCCAAUUUUAAGGUGCUUUAAUUUUAUUUCUGUCAUACUGCAUCAUGUUUUAAAUUCAUUCUCUGGGAUGUGGGUAUUGCUCCCAAGGUCUGUAUUUAUUGCCUAUCCCUACAUGACCCUGAGACAGUGGGUGCUGGACAGGUAAGAGGCAUCCACUUCACUGUGGGUCCAGAGUCACAUUUAGAUCAAACUGACCAUGGAAGGCAGAUGUCCUAAAGGAACAACAGAGGUCAUGUAGCUGCAGUGGUCAACCUAAGUAAUACUAUCUUUUAUUCCAGAUUUAUUUAAUUAACUGAACUUAAAUGUAUGAAAUGUCAUAGUGGGAUAUGACAUCACAUCUCCGGGUUGUUAGUCCAGGCUUCAGAACUACUAGUCCGGUAGCACAACCACUGGGCACCUUGUUGGAGAUGGGGCCAACUGAUUGUGAGAGGGCUAACUGAUUACAGAAGUCUGAGAGCCUUGUGUCCAGUCACUCUUUGAUACAAAUAUUAUGUCUGAACCGCAUUGUUUUUGCAGAUCUUGUGAGUGAUCGUUGCCCUUGGACGAGACAGACAAAGUCAAAGUCAAGUUUAUUGUCAGAUGCACAAAUACGUGUAUGCACAGAUGCAAUGUAAAACUUACCUGCAGCAGUAUCACAGGCACCUAGCAUCAUAUAAGCAGGAUUCACAAGAAAAACACAAAUUAAACAUAAAUUAUACACAAUUUUUACAAGAAAGAACACAUUUAGAACAAAAAGAAAGUCCAUUUUAGAUGGGACUCUGUCCAGAAGGUUUCCUUUCACUUUGAUGCAAAAACACUACAGUCAGCUGUUCAUUUCCUUCCAUAGAUGCUGCCUGUCCUGCUGAGUUUCUCCAGCAUUUUGUGUGUGUUUCUCAUAGGACUUUGAAACUUGUAACUUAGUUUUAAGGAUGGGCAGAAAUUCCCAUUUGAUUUGUCAAGACUGUGCUGUCUUUCAGAAUGUUCAUUUUCUUUCCCUUUUCUCCCCUGAGCAUUCCCCAGCCUUCCUCUCUCCUCCUGAAUGUCCUUUCCAUGGAACAUAGAACAGUACAGCACAGUGCGGGCCCUUCAGCCAACGAUGUUAUGCCGACCAAUGUAAACAUUUGUUGCUGUUCGGAUACCUCAUCCAAGUGGCUGUUCACCAAGUGCACAGCUUAUGACAAGAAGCAUAACUGAACCCAGUCUGUAUCCUCACCUGCCUUGUUAUGCACGCCUCCAGUAAAUGACAGUCUCACUGGAAUCCAGUCGGUUUAUUCCUUCCAUUGCCCAGGGGAUGUUUCACGUGCAGUGUUCCCACUGCUACCAUGGCUAUAAGCAGUUUGCUUGGCACAGACCAUGGACCACCACCUGGAACCUUCAGCUUUGUAUGCUUCAGUGCUACACUGAGUUGUGCCUUCACUCCCUAGGCCAUUAAGCAACCCUAUGAACAUUCAUUCAUAGAUAUUCUUUACCUUAAUCUAUAAGAUGUUAAGCCAAUGACUUCAAGUUAACAAUGAGAAAACAAGCAGAACUGAUUUUAACUAAUACUUGAGAGCCUGUAUAAUGAAAAGGCAGCUAAAGGAGGUCAGUGUCUCACUCGCUGCUUGGUGACCAUUACUAUAGGUUGGUGUUUGCACAAUUUACGUUGCUAACCUCAAUUAUUGGUAACCAAAACUGACAAAAGUCGGGCAGCAAUGGCACCAGCGGAGAUGGUUCCUGGACAAGUGUGCAUUCGUCAUAAGGAAAUAAACACAAUUAUGUAGGGGAAAGAAUGAUCAAACUUCAUAGCAGGUGGAAGCCGUUUGUCCCAUUGCAUCCCUCCUUUCUGAUAGAGUUGCUGAGAUUAAUCGCACUUCCUGCUCUCAGUCUGUAGCCUUGUAGAUUACAGAUUUUCACAUGCGCAUUUGGAUACUUAAUGAAUGUUGUGAGGGUGUCAAUUCCAGAUCCACGCACCACUCUGGAUGAUCGUUUAUUUUCCUCAGCUGUACUCUAAUUGUCCCUAACACCUUAAAUCUAUGCGUACUGGUUAGUGACUGCUCUGCUAAGUAAAUAAGUUCUUCCCAUUCCCUGUCAAGUCUCACACAGUUUUGUAUAACUCAGUUAUAUCUCCCUUCAGCAUCCCCUGUUCCAAAGCAUAAAACCCAAGACCACUCACUCUUCCUUCGUAACUAAACUUAGCAAUGUUCUCAUAAAUCUCUCUAAAAGCUUUCCAUUGCACACUGGCUUGGAUCCUGAAGUGCAAGGAGCUGAACAGUUUGCUUGUUGUCGAACUCUUGUUGUUUGUUCCUCUUCCCACAAGGCCAAUGGAAUCAGUCAUAAAUAAAAGAAAAUCCUCGGCAGGCCAAGUGGCAAGUUUGGAGAGAGAGAAAGGCUUCAUCACUCAUUGAACUGGAGCAUUAACUCUUUCUCUUUCUACCUCCAUGGGCUGUCUGACCUAUAUUUUCCAGUUUUACUUAAGGCUUUCAUCAUCCACAGUUCUUUGCUUUGGAUGAAUGGGAUUGAUUGUCAGAUACUUCUGAGCAUAAACUACUUUUUAAAAAGCAAAUAAAUAUGCUCUUCAGUGCUGGGCAAUCACGAUGUCCGAUCAGUGUGGAAUCUUUAAAUUAGCUGAUUUUUGGCAAAUUAUUUGCUUCUAUUACCAAUAACCUUAAUAUAGUGUGUGAAACACCUUCCCUUCCCUCCUCCCCCACAGAAAUACUUGUUGUAUGUCACCAGUAUUUCAAUUGAAAGCCAGCUAGAUACGGGGUCAUGACUUCCUAACAUAACCUUGUGAAAUAUUGUUGUAUACCUGGAACACAUCGUGUGUGCUAACUGGAAGCUGAUGGAGGGAUGUCUGUAAAUCCUAAAUGUACUGUAACUGUACUACUGUACUGAUGUAAUAUGCACUGAUGUAUAUUAUAUGCAGCUGAAGUCUUAAAUGUUUCCAUAAUCCUUUCAUAUAGCUGCAGUCUAAUUUAU